This is a messenger RNA of Triticum aestivum (bread wheat), 1173 nucleotides long. Its product is annotated as noroxomaritidine/norcraugsodine reductase. The transcript has 2 exons. Lineage: Eukaryota; Viridiplantae; Streptophyta; Magnoliopsida; Poales; Poaceae. The record is from RefSeq and is a predicted model, not a curated record. Gene Ontology annotation, molecular function: oxidoreductase activity. Bases 82 to 996 code for a protein of 304 amino acids.
UCAACAUAGUUACACGUAGACACGCACACACACGUGGAGCUAGAUAUCGGUCGAUCACCAGUAGGCCGGAGAGGAGAAUUCAUGGCCGCCACCGCCGCAUGCCGGAGCAUGGAGGGGAGAUGGAGUCUUGCCGGCUCCACGGCGCUCGUUACCGGCGGCAGCAAAGGGAUCGGGUACGUACUUUACUCUGAGCUAUUAGUACCAUCUAUGCUAUUACAUGGGUGUUUAUACGUUACAGAAUUAACGCGCUAUACGUACUUGCAUGGUGCGGUAUGGAUCAACAGGCAUGCGAUCGUGGAGGAGCUGGCGAUGCUCGGGGCUCGGGUGCACACGUGCUCCCGGAACGCGGCGGAGCUGGAGGAGUGCCGGCGGCGGUGGGAGGACAAGAACCUCCGGGUCACCGUCUCCGUCUGCGACGUGUCCGUGCGCGCCGAGAGGGAGAAGCUCAUGGACACGCUGAGGCAGACCCUGGGCGGGAAGCUGGACAUCCUGGUGAACAACGCGGGGCAGUCCAUGGUGAAGGCGGCGACGGAGUGCACCGGCGAGGACUACGCGCUGGUGAUGGCCACCAACAUCGAGUCGUGCUUCCACCUCGCGCAGCUGGCGCACCCGCUCCUCCUCCGCUCGGCGGGUGGUGGGGCAAGCAGCGUCGUCCACAUCUCCUCCAUCGCCGGCUUCGUCGGCUUCCCGGGCCUCGCCGUCUACUCGAUGACUAAGGGGGCGAUGAACCAGCUCACCCGGAGCCUUGCCGCCGAGUGGGCCGGCGACGGCAUACGCGUGAACUGCGUCGCGCCGGGCGGCAUCAACACUGACAUCGCCAAAGACAUGAUAACGAGGGACCCGGAGAUUGUGAAGAGCCAGGCCACGCAGCUGCCGAUGCAGCGGCUGGGCGAGACGGAGGAGGUGGCAUCGGUGGUGGCCUUCCUCUGCAUGCCAGCGGCGUCCUACAUCACCGGCCAAGUCAUCUGCGUCGACGGCGGACGCACCAUAGCAUAAAAUCGCGCCGAACGUCCUAUACCGAUAAGAAGUCACACAUCGUUCAAAGCUCUUGGACGGAUAAAAAGAUUGCACAGCUAUGUGUCAUUCUCAUUCUCAUAACCAUAUGUGUCAUAGAAAAGACAUAACCAUAUGUGUCAUUCUCAUUCAUGAAUCAUCAAUGAUGUGAAUUUGUCU